GUGCGUUCACAUUGUGAAAAUAAAGAAUAACACCACUAACUCCUCUACUUUCUUAUCUCUGUGUGUUGUAUUUUCUCCUUUAUUGCUCUCUCUUUCUCUUAGUGAAGUACCACGUGCAGAAAAUGUAAAGAAAAAUGGAGAAAUGAAGAUCACAGAGAUGAGAGAAUGGAUAACUUCGGAGAAGAAGAAGAACACAGGAUUUCAAGUGGUUCGGCAACACUGGCUACGGUCCACUGUGCAAGAUUUUUGAUUGCCGCUGUUUUUCUGUUCAUCAAAUCACUGUCACUGUCAUCCCAGAACCACGAGUUCUACUACGAUGGAUUUGACAAGGGAUUCUCCAGCAUCACUUUGAACGGGACGGCAGAAAUCGAGAAAAAUGCCACUCUGAAAUUGACAGACCUGUCGAACAGGCUGUUAUCUGGUCGUGCAUUUCACAAAUUUCCUCUCAAGUUCAUCACCUCCAAUGGCAGAGCUCCCUCUUUCUCCACCUCAUUUGCUUUCCUCAUCAUCCCCGAGAUUCCCCAAGCUCCAAAUCUCUGCGGCCAUGGCCUAACUUUCACCAUCGCACCUUCCCACACUUUUCUCGGCUUCCCCGCAGAGUAUUUGGGUCUCCCCAAUUUGACCAACAAUGGCGACUUCCCCAAACAUCUCUUCGCCGUCGAAUUCGACACUUUUCAGGAUCCCCAAUUCCUAGAUAUCAACGACAACCACGUCGGAAUCGACAUCGGCAGCUUUAUUUCCAACGCAUCCGUCGCCGCAGUGUAUUUCGACGACAGCCAAACCAAUCGGGCUCUGUUCCUCAAAAGUGGGAAGGUAAUCAAAGCUUGGAUCGACUACGAUUCCACCCAAAACUCUCUCAAUGUCUCAAUUUCCCCAUAUAAUUCCAAACCCGGAAUUCCGAUUCUGUCGUAUAAAGUUGAUSUGUCGCUGAUUCUAAACGAAUAUAUGUACGUUGGGUUCUCUGCCGCCACCGGCGUGUACGGUAGCUCGCAUUACAUCUUGGGCUGGAGCUUCAGAAUGAACGGUGAAGCUCGAGAAUUAGAUCUUUCUUCACUUCCUCUGCCCUUCGGACGACGCCCAGCUACUUUAAUCGCAGUCAUCUCUGUUUCGGUAGUAGUGUUUACAGUUUCAGUACUGUGUGUUGUGUUCUACUUGAUCAGAAGGAUUAAGCACCACGACAGAAUUGAAUCGUGGGAGCUCGAAAUUGGGCCGCGGCGGUUCUCUUAUAAGGAGCUGAAGAAAGCCACCAAUGGCUUCAGAGAAACAGAGCUUCUUGGGCAGGGCGGAUUCGGCAAGGUAUACAGGGGAAUUCUCCCAAUUUCGAAAACCGAAGUCGCGGUUAAGCGAAUUUCCCAAGAUUCGAAUCAAGGCCUACGCGAAUUCGUCUCUGAAAUCAAGACAAUCGGUCUGCUUCGCCACCGGAAUUUAGUUCAAUUGGUGGGAUGGAGUCGCCGCCGCCGGGAAGAUCUUCUUCUUGUGUACGAUUACAUGGCGAAUGGAAGCUUGGAUAAAUACCUAUUUCACGAACCCGAGAAAACGCUUAAUUGGGAGCAGAGGAUGAAGAUCAUCAAAGACGUGGCCUCUGCUCUUCUGUAUCUACACGAAGAGUACGAGCAGGCGGUGAUUCACAGAGAUGUUAAGGCCAGUAAUGU
Molecule: messenger RNA, 1652 nt
Organism: Momordica charantia (bitter melon)
Lineage: Eukaryota; Viridiplantae; Streptophyta; Magnoliopsida; Cucurbitales; Cucurbitaceae
Product: L-type lectin-domain containing receptor kinase S.4
Biological process (GO): protein phosphorylation
Molecular function (GO): ATP binding; protein kinase activity; carbohydrate binding
Source: RefSeq, a predicted model, not a curated record